Molecule: messenger RNA, 5472 nt
Organism: Malaclemys terrapin pileata
Lineage: Eukaryota; Metazoa; Chordata; Testudines; Emydidae
Gene: LIAT1
Product: ligand of ATE1
Exons: 3
Coding region: 112-876 (254 amino acids)
Biological process (GO): protein arginylation
Source: RefSeq, a predicted model, not a curated record
GCUGAGUCACUGCCAUGGAGACGCGUCGGGGGGGGGGCCCUAGAGAGAGGCGGCGGCGGCUCCGGGGGGAAGGCUCAGCAGUAGCUCAGUGUGAGAGCCAGGGUGUGCCCCAUGCAGGAGAGUCCAGGAUGCAAGGGGGUGCAGGAAUUGCUGCUUGGGAAGGAGAAAGGCAAGACCAGCAGCAAGCAGCCAGGUAAGGGGAUCCUAACCCCUACGCCAUCCUCAUCCCUACCACAGGCCACAGGCAAGAAGAAACCACAGAAGAAGAAGAAAAAGAAAGCAGACCAGGAUGAUAGUAACACCAGGAGCAGCGGGCAUGGCAGCAGCCCCUCCGCCUCUGAGGAGACAGAUAAACAUCACAGCAAAAGCAGGAAGCAUCAGACCCUCUCUGCUCAGUUACUUGAAAUACUAAGCGUCAGGAAGGAUCCUGACCUAGCACAAAAUGCUGUAAAGGGGAUUCACAUUGAUGCAGAAAUAAAUAAGUUUUUAUUAUCAGCUUCCAAUACUUCAGGCUCUACCCAAACAGAGCAGGACAUUUCUGAUCAGAUCAAUGAAAGCCUUCGGUGGGAUGGGAUUCUUGAAGAUCCUGCUGCUGAGGAAGAAAGGCUGCGUAUCUAUAAACUGAACAGAAGGAAACGCUACGGGUUAUAUGUCCAGCAACAGCUACCCACAGAGCCAUGUUUGACUCUGAAGCAUUUCCCAUUACUUCAAACCAAAGAUCCAUACACAAACAGUGGUCAGACAAUAUGUCAGGAGGAUCGCUCCAGUCCUUAUUUUCAGGAAAAUAAAGAAGAGGUCCUGAAUGCUGAGCUAGCUACCAAAGUGUCUGAACUGCAACCAGCAGCAUUACCAAAUAUUUCUCAGGAAGUUGUGUAAACCAGUAUUGUUCUCUAUUUUAUAUCUGUAUUUAAAACAGUAACGGCAACAAAACCGUCACUUUGAAACUUUGUAUAUACCUUUGUUCACGGCAAUGUUGUUAGUGGGAUUUAUUCCCCAUACUAACAGGGUAUUCCAUUUACUUCUGCCAGACCUGUUAUAAAACUCUACAUGGAAAGUGGACAAUAAAACAAUUAUUUUGAUGGUUUUAUUAAAAGGUUCUCUACAUCCUACUACUCUGCCCUCAAGUACCCUCUUACUGCUCAGACGUUAUUCAUAAAUAGCAGUGUCUUACUGGAUUAUCUCAGUGCUUUUCAAACACGAAUGCAUUAAGCCUCACAGUACCUCUGUGAAGUGGGCAGAUGUUAGCCCAUGUUGCAGAUGGGGAAAUUGAGGCAGUAAGUAGCUAAGUGAUUUGAUACUGUGCAUAGAGACUAGAGUAAGUGAUAUGCAGAUAGGCUUGCCUAAGGUCAGAUGCAUUGAAGAAUCAGGAUUAAAAUCCAGGUCUCAGUGCCUGGCUUGCUCUUAUGGCAAUCUUGCUAGACAAUACUACUUUCUUCUGUUACAAAAACUUAUUGUAUUGAUCCCUGAACUCGGAGAUUUAAAUCAGAAACAAAGUGCACUAAAUUGAAAAGUGCCCUUUUCUCAAGUGACAGGAUUGUCCUUGUCAAUACCGUGAUUGCUGCAGCAACAUGGCUCUGGGUGUCUUCUGCAUCGGUGGCCAAAAUUAACAAAACAAAAAAAAUCAUUAGUCUUUCACUUAAUAGGCUUCCCCGCCCAUUCCAUCAGCCUUUCAGAUGCCCUUGUUUUUCAUCACACACACAGUAAUGUCUUUCAUACGACUUCCUCAGAAUACUUUUACAAUAUUAGAAUAUUAAAAAAUAGCCAAGGGCAGACAAAAGGAGAUGUUUUGGGGAAAAAAAGACCAUGCAUCUGAAAGAAGAGAGAUAAUAAGUUCUCGUAACUUCCCUCUACCUGCUCGGAAAUAUGUUCCUUUGAUUUAAAAACACUUCUUAAACGCUAUUUGAAUGCACUGGUCUUUUCUAACAACUAUUGUCUUAUAUGCAUAGGACUCCUCUGUUUUCUUUAAUAUUUUAUCACUGAAUGAUCCUCUAAUCCUAUUGCCUUUAAUUGGCUGCAUAAUGCCACUGGCACUUUUGCAAUGGCAGGUUGGUUCUUUAUAAAUAUAUUCUGUUUCAAGACUCACUAGAUUCCAACAAUGUCAUUACUUGAAAACCAAGCGCUUAUGCAAAGGGGUGGGCAAAUGAGCAGCGAAAAAAGUACACAAAAAACUCUAUUAUGAAUUAAAGAAUUGGUAUUCUGUUGCAUCAAUUCCUACCCUUCUAUCGAUAUUAAAAAAAAAAAAAAAAAAAUCCACAAGCCUGGAAAGUCAGAAGCAUUUAACAAGACAGUAGGCAUCCAGACACAUAAGUUAGAGUUCUCUGACAAGAACAGCUGGUCACAAAUCAAAUUUUUUUUUAAAUAUAUAAUACAUUCCAAUAACUUUUUAUAUACUAUGCCCAUCAGAGCACCUGGACUAUCCCCACCCCCAUUUAAAAAAAAAUCCACAAUCAAAAGAGUUUUGUCUGUUUAAAUACUCAGUUCAUUUGAAAACAACAACUGCUUUGUUUGCAAUAUGUGGCAAAAUACAUAUCAGAAACCAGAACUAGCUCUUUAGGAAUAAAAUGGUACCAGAUGUGAAAUACAUGCUGUGGGGAGAAUUUCCAAUAGUCUUAAAAGAACAUCUUCAAGUGUCUUACUAAACUCAUGAAGCCAUAGCAUUUGUAUUAUAUUUGUAUAGGCAAUUUUAUACUUGAUAUGGCUUAUUAGAGAAUUUAGCAACAAUCAAGUCUGAUAAAAGAAACAGGAUCUAAGAUCAGCUGAAUAUAUUAAGUCUUUAGUUCUAAGUAAAUCGUGUAAUAAAUGAUAUCUAACUGUUCCACACCGUACUUACCCACUAAUUUCAGUAAUAACUCCCAGCCAGACAGAGUUAAUGCAGUAGAGAUGAACCAGCCAUUUGUGACUCUAGUUCGCAUUCAAGACCCAUCAACAACCAAUAAGGCUUCAGUUAAAAAGAGACUUCCCUACAAUUAUGGUUUUCAUAUAAUUUAUUACUAGUUAAACGAGAUAAAGCAAAUUAAAACUUUGUUGUUGUUUUUUUGGGGGGGGAAAUCAUGUCACAGACAGCAGAAUGUAUUGGAUCUUGCACAGUGAGAACCAAGGUGUUGCAAUAUAGUAAUCUGAAUUUUUUAAAAAGCAUCUUCCAUCAGUUACCAUCUUUUUAAAGAGGAACAUCAAUAAAUCUGUGUUUUUAAACCAUGUGUUGUGUCAAACCAUAGUGUAAGUGUUCUUUCUAAUUUAACUUGGAACAGGUCAUGGUUACAAUUUUAAAAUAAAACUUCUCUCCAAAAUCUUGUAAUGAAUUCAGGGGAACAGUGAUGUGGAGUAAACCAGGCAUCCAUUCUAGUCCAGUAUCCUGUCUCCUACAGUGGCAGGAGGAAAGUACAAGCUAGCAAUAAUGGAAUAACCUGUCCAACAGAGAAGUUAUGUUUGAAACCCCUACACACAGAGGUUGGCUUGUGCCCUGUCGUGACUGCACUUUUGGCAAACACUUAAGGAAUGGUCUUAGUGGGAAUGUAAUUAGCAUUUCUUAAAUAGUACAGACUAGAUUCAGUGCAUUUGGUACUAGGCUAUACUAGUCAUGUUGGUAGUUCUGGCCCUGAUUCACACCCCAUGAAGUUCCAAUAGCUUCAGUGGGGUCAAAGGUCUGGUCAGAAUCCCUGUACCCAUAGUCUCUUAUGGGGAUGGCUAUUUAAAUUCAGCAUUCCAAGUCUCCCUUGGAAAUGUUUUAGGGCAGGAAACAAGGUUUAAAGAAACAACUGAUUCAAGGGAAUCAAUAGGCAAAACAAAAAACCCAACAAAUCCCCUCUUCCAUUGCACUUUCAGUCUCUUGAAUCAUUUCAGCUCACAUUAGUAGCACACUGCAGAAUAUACCUCUGCACAUGCCAUUUGUACCAAACUGCAAAGUAUACCUCUGCACAGGCCAUUUGUAAAACUGCAGGAUCUAUCUUACUGCAGCCCCAAUAAUAAUCUCCAGCCAGCACACAUUCUGCAUUCCUUGCUCUCUACUGAUGACAUUUUCCCUUGUCCCGAUGCCCUACAGAAGUCCCCUUUUGAGAGGUGGUCUUGGGUUGUUGCUCUAAAGAGGGAUGAAUUUUGCCCCAUCUGAGUUGGGGGAGAUAUAUCAAAAAAAGACAUGAGCCGGCUUCUGUGGAACAUCCACAAUAUCACUACUACACCACCACAGAGUACAAGAAACAUCUUUGAAAGCACGCACUUUCCAUGCUGCUCUCCUCUCUUUCAACAAAGAUACAACGAUUUUGGAGAUUUAGAAAGCCACACCUGUUUGGUCAAAGUGCAUGAAAGUGUGACAAAGUCAAUGUUAAGGUGCAGGUUAUUCUGAAGUGAUUAUUCUCACCACCUCUCUCCUGCCCACUCCCCAACCCUCAGUGAUCUCCAGCUGAAAUGCACUCUGAUGUGUUACUGCAGGGCUGCUCAGGACGCUGCUGGGUAUGGAAGACCUUCCUUGCCCCAGUGAAAUCAUCAACACCAUCAGAUCGAAAAACUGAGACAGAAUAAUGAUCUUUGUGAAGUGCAACAGGGAAAGCACCGGCAUGGCUGUGGAUCUAGCCAGUUGACAAUUUUGCAUUCCCUUUGUCGCAAUCAAUGCCUUUCUUGGCAAGUCACUCCCACGUACCCUAGGUGAUGCUGCUGGAUUCCCAGGUUUCUACUUCCACUUUAUGACCUCCACACUGUGGAUUUCCUAACAUUCUCCCACUGUUGUAGCUCCAUUUGAGUGAGAAACAGUGCCAGCAUUAGCACAUACCAGAUACUAGCGGUUUGACACUAGCGGAUGUCUACACUUGGCUUUCCAAAAUUCAUCACCCCAUAGAGAUAAUUUUCUGCAUAAUAUUUUUCACAAGUUACAGUACAGUGCCUGCAAAUUCUAGUAUCUGCUGCACUGACAAAUAGUUGCACAAGUUUGAGGCUGGGUUAACUAACUGAGAAGUACACAAGAUGUUCUGUAAGAUUAGGGGACCCGGAAGAAAGAUAACUCAGUUCCUUCUAUGCUGAUUGCCUACAGCUACCCAAAUGCAAUUUAACUCUUGCUCUAAUCAAAACUCUUUCCACACACACCCCCACCCCUUAAAGGAAACAUCUUUAAAAACAGGCAUGAAUGCGAUUAAAAAACAUCUGCUUAAAUAUAAAAUUGUGGAUUUCCCAUCAGCUAGCCUAUGCCAAAGGAUAUCAGCACUUUCUGCUUUACCAAGGUCCUGUGACCAAAGCUGAAAUUAAUUAUGGCUCUCUGUUUACAAGUGGCUGAAUUAUCUGCUAAAUUUUCUGCAGCAAGAGAAUUGUCAUUGGUUUUACACAUCAGCAUGAAGAUCAUGUACAUUUUUCCACUGUCCCAGACGCUCCCUUAUCUGUGAAAGAGCAAUUAACUUUUCCUCUUUGGAAACAUUUCCCUUAUUUUCACCCGAUUACUGCAACGUGGGAACAGGGGAGGGAAUCAGCAGCUCUAAAGGAGGAUAAACU